AUACAAAUGGAUGGCACCAUGAAUAUUACUGCAGCAGUGGCACAACCACCUAUAGACCAAAUUCACAUACCUGCCUGGUAUGAAUUUGCCCAGGAAAUAGGGAAUUAUGGGUGCCAUAUCGGAUGGGUUGGAGCAACCUCUGGGAAGCCACCUGAACCCUCCUGGGAAAUAUCGAAAUCUUAAACCUGGAUAUGAAGCCUGGGGACACCCUGAAGGUGAAGGGCAAAAUACCUGCUGAUGCUGUUGGCUUCAGCGUCAAUCUUGGCUGCAGCUCCAGAGAUCUGGCAUUUCACUUCAAUCCCCGCUUCAAUGAGUCUGUCAUUGUCUGUAACUCCAAGUGCUCCGACGCCUGGCAGACGGAACAUCGUGACCGCCACCUCUCUUUCUUCAGGGGCUGCACCGUCAAGUUCUUCAUUGAAAUGCUGUCAGACAGAUUCCGUGUGAAACUGCCGGAUGGUUAUGAAGUGUACUUCCCCAACCGGCACGGCUACCACAGGAUCAACUACGUAAGCAUCGUGGGAGGCUUAAAGAUGGUCUCCUUCAAGCUCUUCUGAUGGGCACUGCUUCCUAGCUCUAAUAAAAUCCCAAGCCAGUGGAA
Parus major (Great Tit) is the source of this 598-nucleotide messenger RNA. RefSeq names its product galectin 2 (gene LGALS2). Gene Ontology annotation, molecular function: carbohydrate binding. The transcript is spliced from 4 exons. The coding region runs from base 192 to 554 and encodes 120 amino acids. Lineage: Eukaryota; Metazoa; Chordata; Aves; Passeriformes; Paridae. The record is from RefSeq and is a predicted model, not a curated record.